CGGUCACUCUAGACUUCAGUUUCAGCCCGUUAGGUCGAAAGCGCAGAGCAAAAAAAAACACAACCACAGCGAAGACGCACACACACAUACGUCGCAUCGAUAUUUCCUUCGAGAAGAAAAGCGAACCGAACGCUGCGUUUCCUAGCCAAUUACCUGUUAACCACAAUCAUGAAGUUCCAAUACAAGGAGGAGCACGCCUUCGAGAAGCGUCGCGCCGAGGGCGACAAGAUCCGUCGCAAAUAUCCAGACCGUGUGCCCGUGAUCGUCGAGAAGGCUCCCAAGGCGCGCAUCGGUGACUUGGACAAGAAGAAGUACCUGGUGCCUUCCGACCUGACCGUCGGUCAGUUCUACUUCCUCAUUCGCAAGCGCAUCCACCUGCGUCCCGAGGAUGCCCUCUUCUUCUUUGUGAACAACGUCAUUCCACCAACAUCGGCAACCAUGGGCUCCCUGUACCAGGAAUUUCGCUUAAAGGAACACCACGAGGAGGACUACUUCCUGUACAUUGCCUACUCCGAUGAGAACGUCUACGGCAUGGCCAGGGUCAACUAACUCUGCUCCCGUUGGCGGCGGCGGAAAACAACCCCCUAUAAAGAAAUCUAUAUAUAAAUAAAAUAUAUUUUGUGUUUAGCAUGCAAGCUUAAAAUACGGACGCGAGUUAGCUAAACGAAUUGAGGAAAACCGCAGGAAAUGCCACGCGAGAAAAGAACUUGAAAGCGAUCUGAACCAGGGCAACAAAAAAAUCCACAAAACAGAAAACUACAAAAAGAAUUGUUAUGUGAACAUUAUUUUAUAUAUAUACAUUUUCUAAACGCGUUAGUAUUUGAAUUAAACCUCUGCUUUGUCCUACCAUUAACCCCCGAAAAAACAGAUCUAUUCACACCCCUUCGGCCCAUCUAAUUUCCAUUUGCUGUACUUGAUCCGUGCGAUUGCGACUGCGAUUGCAAUUGCACUUGUACCUUACUUUGUUCGCUUAUUUCAAUGAUUUCACCCUUUUUUUUACAAUACAACAAGAUGUUGUGCAUAUUUAGUGUGUAUGGUUACGAAUAGGACUCUCUCGGUUAAGUGUACGGUAAUUAAUCUAUUAUUAAAUAAACAAAAACCACAAAAAUACACAA
Molecule: messenger RNA, 1115 nt
Organism: Drosophila takahashii
Lineage: Eukaryota; Metazoa; Arthropoda; Insecta; Diptera; Drosophilidae
Source: RefSeq, a predicted model, not a curated record